AUGGUCAGAGUUUCUGAGUGUGAGCAGCUCGAUGUGUGCCCCCAAGCAAGAGGAACAAGAAGGGAGAGGAUGAAGAUCCAGGGAACUCACAGGAUGGUCAGCCUCUCCGCAGUCCCUGGGAAGACGAUAGAGCAGAACAUCUUGGAAGUUUGCACUUCCAAGGAUGCCUCGUGGCUCCUGCUGAUCAGCACCUGUGAGCAGCGUGCCCGCACGCGCCAGCAGGCAAACAAGAUACGAGAAGAAGAGACUGGGGUUUGGCCAAGGGGCUCAGAGCUCAGAAUGCUGCUGACCCCACCCCGCCGCCAGCCUCGCAUAUCCCUAAGGCCUGUGAGCCAGAUGGCUCCGCCACAAAGGAUCCUCUUUCCCCCGGAGAAGAUUUGCAUGGACUGGCAGCAACGACAGAGAGCUGGAGCAGGACUCCACAAUCUGGGCAAUAUGUGCUUCCUCAACUCCAUCCUGCAGUGCCUGACGUACACACCCCCUCUGGCCAACUAUCUGCUCUCUCGUGAGCACAGCCAGUCAUGUCAUCAGCAAGGCUUCUGCAUGAUGUGUAGAAUGGAAGAUCAUGUUAACAAGGUCCUGCAUUCCUCAAACAGUGCCAUCCAUCCUUGGGCUGUCAUCAGUGUUCUCACACGAAUAGGAGAACAUUUCCAGCUUGGCAUGCAGGAAGACGCCCAUGAGUUCUUACGUUAUACUGUCGAUGCCAUGCAGAGAGCUUGUCUGAGCGGAACCAGCGACUUGGACAUCUCUUCUCAAUCAACUACCAUUGUCCAUCAAAUAUUUGGGGGCUUUCUGAGAUCCAGAGUCACAUGCUUGAGCUGCAAAGCGGUUUCUGAUUCCUACGAGGCCUUCCUGGAUGUUCCUUUGGAUAUCAAAGCAGCCUCAUCUGUCACCGCAGCUCUGGAGGACUUCGUGAAACCUGAGCAGCUGGAUGGUGAAAACGGCUUUAAAUGUAGCCGGUGCGACAAGGUGGUUGCCGCCUCCAAGAGGUUUACAAUCCAUCGCGCGCCCAAGGUUCUUACGGUGUGUCUGAAAAGGUUUGAAGAUUUCACUGGUGGGAAGAUCAGCAAGGUUGUGGUGUAUCCCGAGUACUUGGAUCUUCGCCCGUACAUGUCUCAGACAGCUGGAGAACCGCUCCUCUACUCCUUAUAUGCUGUCCUGGUGCAUAGUGGUGACAGCUGUCGUUCAGGACACUAUUUCUGCUACACAAAGGCCAGCAAUGGACUGUGGUACGAGAUAGAUGAUACAUCUGUGGAUCGUUGUGACAUCGACACAGUUCUCCAGCAGGAAGCCUAUUUGCUGUUUUAUCCAGUUUGUGCAGUACACGGACUACCAUCGCUCAGCGAGGAGGAGGUGGAGAACAAGUCCUCCAUAUUGUGA
This is a messenger RNA of Harpia harpyja (harpy eagle), 1380 nucleotides long. Its product is annotated as ubiquitin carboxyl-terminal hydrolase 42-like. The coding region runs from base 1 to 1380 and encodes 459 amino acids. Gene Ontology annotation, molecular function: cysteine-type endopeptidase activity; cysteine-type deubiquitinase activity. NCBI's taxonomy places the organism in Eukaryota, Metazoa, Chordata, Aves, Accipitriformes, Accipitridae. The transcript has 13 exons. Gene Ontology annotation, biological process: regulation of apoptotic process; protein deubiquitination. Gene Ontology annotation, cellular component: cytosol; nucleus. The record is from RefSeq and is a predicted model, not a curated record.